UAAAAUCAUAAUAGCUGAUACAAUAAAUUACAUUAAGUAGACUAAAUGCAACAAAUAAGUCGUACGCUUUUUUUUUAAUCGACUUGCGGUUAAAACUUCCAGUUAUUCAAGUUGUGCACACAAGCAAUGCGAGACGAACAAAUAUGACAGGCUAUCAUUUAUUAUUAUUAUUUUUAAAAUCGAACAACAUCUAAAUAACCAAUAUUAGCAGCUGUAAUUAUAUGCAAUAACACAGUAACUGAUCUUGUUUGGUUUCAUUGAGGACACAGUGAUGUACUUUCCCACUGCUUUCAGUCGUUCAUCAUGUCUCUGCUUCUCUAGAAGAACCUGCACGCGCCGCCACUUUUUGACAAUGUUCAUUUAUUUUUUCACAAGUGUAAUUCUGCAUGGACACCUCGGGGUGCAGUAUUUGCUCGGGUAACGAUGCUGCAUUUCAGGUUUCCUAAAGAGCUAGGUUAUCUGCUGCGCUGCGUUCUCAAGAUGUCUUCAGGUUACCCAACCAGAUGAAGUACGAGAGUCAGCGGGCCGACGUAAACACACCGACUCCUUCGUUUAUUUUUUAGUAACGAAUCACCGAAGAGGGAAAGCGUUUUUUCUCAUAUCCUUGACUCCCAGGGCUCCACGGGAAGCGCGCAUGAACUCGCAUUUCAGCCUUUCACACUUAAAGGGAAGUCCCUAAACGUGAGACCAACAGGGUUGUAGAUCGAACCUUUUUCGAGAUGGAUUGCAAAGCCAAAUCUGAUAUGACUUCUAAAAAAAAAAAAGUCACGAGGAAGUCGUAAAUCUAUCCGGUUAGCUUUAUCUGGAUGGGCGUAAUGUCUUCUAAAGCCUGGGAGCGUCUAGAGGAGAAUGGUUUAAGGCGCCGCUGGAGUGUGUGAUGCGUCUGGUGCAGGUGGGAUGUGCUGUGAACUCCGUGACCUCUCGGUUUGCCCAGACCCCGGCUCACAUCGCCGCCUUCGGGGGUCACCCUCAGUGCUUGCUCUGGCUGCUGCAGGCAGGAGCUGACGUAAACAGACAGGACUAUGUUGGAGAAACCCCCCUCCACAAAGCGGCCCGUGCAGGCAGCAUGGACUGCAUCAACACGCUCCUGGUCCAGGGAGCCAAGGCAGACAUGAGGAACGCUAGUGGACUGACCGCCGCUGACCUAGCCCAUGCCCAGGGCUUUCAAGAGUGCGCCCAGCUGCUGUCCAAUGCCCAGAACCAGCAGCUCAAUCAGCUUAACGGGUUCUCAGCUAAUGGCUCUGUGUGCUUUGGGGACCGCAAGCUAAUCCAAGAGCGUGGCAUCCUUAAUGGGGUUCCCAGCCGAAAAAGGUCUCUUGAUUGCAUGGAGUCUAAUCUAAUUAAAAAGGCCAGAACAGAUGAUGUCGGUUAUCAGCCGAUGAACGGGUUAAACGGAUCCGGCGGAGAGAACCAGACGGGGAACAUGCACAUGGAGUUUGGCCAGGUGCUGAGUACCCCAGCAGGACUCCCGUUAAACGGACAUUGCCAUCCCGUGCAGCACCUCAAUGGAGGUGACCUGAUGCACAAGAACGUAAACGGAAAUACAGCCGAGGUUGAGAGAGGUGAUCAUAUUGGGAAUGAGGGUGUCUCCUUACGUCCUGGUAGCUUUGACAGUGGGCUUCGUUUUGGCCAUCGUAAUGGCUUCGGAGAUAUGGCAGAGGACAUGGAGGACGCCAGCAGUCAGAUAGAGCAUCGCAAGUCAGUCAGUGUAGAGGAGCAGUACGACCACAUCACCUUCAACACCAUGCACCUCUACCAUGGGUGUUAGGACCUCCCGUCCAGACUCGUGUGCUUUUUAUAUAUCCAUAGAGAAUGUGCUCAAUUGCUUUAAGUCCAUGGCCUUUGAAAAUGGACACCGUAUUUUUUGUGCUGUUAAAAAAAAAAAAAAAAAAAAAAAAAAAGUGCAAUCUUUUCUAAUUUGUAUCAUUUGAUUGAGUUGGUGAAGCCGGAGGCUGUUCGUUUUUUAUGCAUUAUUUGUAAGGACAUUUAUUGUAUUAAUUGUGCCUAAAAUAUAAGUGUUUAUUGACAUCUCUUUCUUACAUAGUACUUACAGCUGUGUCUGAAUAAAAUGGUUGAUGAAUCGACUGAA
Molecule: messenger RNA, 2089 nt
Organism: Puntigrus tetrazona (Sumatra barb)
Lineage: Eukaryota; Metazoa; Chordata; Actinopteri; Cypriniformes; Cyprinidae
Gene: ankrd10b
Product: ankyrin repeat domain 10b
Exons: 6
Coding region: 878-1768 (296 amino acids)
Molecular function (GO): protein binding
Source: RefSeq, a predicted model, not a curated record